AUGAGCCACUACCAAAACACAGAUUUCAAUGAACCAUACUCUUCAGUGUCGUUUCAGUAUAAACAGCCCACAUCGCCUUAUCCGUACAACAAUAGCAACAAUGUGGAUCCAAGCAAAAAGUCUAUUUUUCCAAAGAAACAGCAAGUCUCUCGUUGGCUUCGGCUGCAUCAAAAGAGCCUUCUCCUUGUAGCUGCUUUUCUACUAUUCACUCUCUACUGUAUGAAGGGCAUCAUUUCAAACUACAUUACAUUUAUCGCCAUAAAGAUGGACAAUACCAUGUUUGAUCGUGGAUAUGUAUCGUGUGGAUUACUUCGCAAGGAACCGAUGCUCUUUGUGCAAGACACGCAUCAUGUGCAAGUGGUUUGGGAGAUGAACUGUGGCAUGUCCAACAAAGACAUGACGCUGACGUAUUGGACAGGCAGCAAGGAAAAGAAAGUGAUAGGACCUGUGGAUCCAAAAGUACUAGAUCCCUACCACACAGUCUACAAAACCACCAUUGGACCUCUUUCAGCUGGACCCGUAGAGUACCGCAUUGAGAUGAUAAAACAAAACAGCAAGAAAAAGACAGUGGCCAGGCACUUGUUCCACUGGUUUGCCAACGACGAUCUGCAGCCUAUUCGAAUUGCUGCUUUAGCCGACAACCAAUUUGGAAUGAUGACCUUUUCAUCCUUACUGCGUCAAAUCCGCAAAUUUCCACAGCAGCAAAAGCCUCAUUUCUUGCUCCAUGCAGGCGAUGCAGUGCAGAACUAUCCUUCACUGCGACAAUGGCAAACAGAUUUCGCUGCCCCUCUGAUGAUGCACGGACUUUGUCAAAAGAUGCCCUUGAUAUACGCUCACGGCAACCACGAUUAUGAUUCUGUUGGUGAGUACACAUACACACGCCAUCACGAAAAUGCACAAAGCAAUCCCUGGUUUUCGUUUUCCAUGGCCAGCGGUGCCAUCCGCUUCAUCAUUUUGGAUAGCAAUUUGGAUUGGGAUUUGCAAGAUCAAUGGCUGAGACAAGAAAUCGAAUCGGACUUGUUCAAGCAAGCACAAUUUCGUAUUGUCGUGGUACAUGUGCCACCAUUUUUGGAGUACUGGGAUCCUGAGGCUUGGUUUCAGUUACGACAAAGUGAAUGGGGAGCCUUCAUCAAGGAUCGCUAUGUGCCUUUGUUUGAAAAGGGUGGUGUGAAUUUGGUUAUCUCUGGCCACCAACACAACUAUGAACGUGGGGAGCGCCAUGGCAUUCACUAUGCUAUCAUUGGCGGUGCGGGUGGAGACAUUGACUAUGAUCAGGUCAAGGAUUGGGGCAUGUAUGAAGCCAAACUGUUGGAUUUUCAUUUCGUCAUGCUGGAGUUUAGACCACCCAAUGCUCUCAAUGAAAACGAUACAUGGACGCUGCAAUGGGAUACAUACAAUGUCAAUGGAAGAAAAGUAGACUCUGUACUAAUGGCUGGUCAUCCGAGAAUAGCAAGCCCACAGGAGGACGUGGAGGAGAUGGUUGAUCAAGAGGAGCAACAGCAAGGGGAAGAUGUGAGUUUCUAG
Molecule: messenger RNA, 1524 nt
Organism: Mucor velutinosus
Lineage: Eukaryota; Fungi; Mucoromycota; Mucoromycetes; Mucorales; Mucoraceae
Exons: 1
Coding region: 1-1524 (507 amino acids)
Molecular function (GO): acid phosphatase activity
Source: RefSeq, a predicted model, not a curated record